Messenger RNA from Pistacia vera, 1229 nucleotides. RefSeq names its product putative pectinesterase 63. Lineage: Eukaryota; Viridiplantae; Streptophyta; Magnoliopsida; Sapindales; Anacardiaceae. The record is from RefSeq and is a predicted model, not a curated record. The transcript is spliced from 4 exons. Gene Ontology annotation, biological process: cell wall modification. Bases 1 to 1110 code for a protein of 369 amino acids. Gene Ontology annotation, molecular function: pectinesterase activity.
AUGUUGAGUAAAGAGAUCAAGCACAUUGCCAUUUUCACAAUUUUCCUCAUUUAUGCUGAUGGGACGCCUGUUCCUAUGAAUAAUGGACCGCCAAUUCCUGCUGAUAAAUCACAAUUAGAUGGCUGGUUCCAAGCCAAUGUUAAGCCUUGUAAUAGCAGGCAGAAAAGUGUAGAACCUGAACUUGCUGCGGCUGAGGCUGGAUCUCGUGUUAUCAAGGUUAGAAUGGAUGGAAGUGGUGAUUUUAAAACUAUAAAUGAUGCACUUAACAGCAUACCGUCAGGGAACGACACAAAACGUGUCAUUCUGUGGAUUGGACCUGGAGAAUAUCGAGAGAAGGUCAAGAUUGAUGGAAGCAAAAAGUUUGUGACGCUCUAUGGAUCGCCUAAUGCUAUACCGACUUUGACAUUUGAUGGAACUGCAGCCAAGUAUGGAACAAUUGACAGUGCCACCCUUGUUGUGGAGUCUGAUUACUUCAUAGCUGCUAAUAUUAUAAUAAAGAAUUCUGCGCCAAGGCCAGACGGGAAAAGGGUUGGAGCUCAGGCUGUUGCAUUGAGGGUCUCUGGAGACAAAGCAGCCUUCUAUAACUGCAAAGUGUUUGGGUUCCAGGAUACCUUGUGUGAUCACAAGGGCAAUCAUUUCUUCAAGGAUUGCUACAUUGAAGGCACUGUUGAUUUCAUUUUUGGAUCAGGAAAGUCAUUAUAUUUGAACACGGAGUUACAUGUGGUGGGGGAUGGAAUGAGUCAAUUUACAGUAAUAACAGCACAUGCUCGGGACAGUGAAAACGAGGAUACAGGAUACUCAUUCGUGCAUUGUUCAAUAACUGGGAGGGGGAGUACAUACUUGGGCAGAGCUUGGAAAACUAGCCCAAGAGUGGUUUAUGCUUUCACCAGCAUGGGCAAGGUCGUCACACCAGCUGGAUGGACCAACAAUUUCCAUCCCGAGCGCGAUCGGAGUGUUUUCUAUGGAGAAUACCAGUGUUCAGGAGCAGGGUCAACUCCAAAAAGUAGGGCUAAAUUCACCAGACAGCUAACCAAGGAAGAAGUCCAACCCUUCCUCAGCCUUGGCUACGUUCAGGGAGCUCAAUGGAUACUCCCUCCUCCCACACUAUAAAAAAAAAGCCUCUUCUUAAUAAAUGUAGCUGCUGCUUUAAGUACAACUUAUGAACGUAGCAUUAGAGCUUGUACAAAUUGUUUAGACAAGCUUACUUUAUGUAGCACUGGCUUUGUACA